Molecule: messenger RNA, 3474 nt
Organism: Closterium sp. Yama58-4
Lineage: Eukaryota; Viridiplantae; Streptophyta; Zygnematophyceae; Desmidiales; Closteriaceae
Source: the annotation of a GenBank genome assembly
AUGUCUUUUAGAAAUCUCAGAAUCCCCCCUCCCUGUCAUUCCGUCCCCCUUCCCCAGAGCUCCUUUCUUGGAUUGGCGGGUGCUGCACUGCCUCUGGACACGUGGCGGGACCUCAUUGGCCAGCUGGAGAGCGGCGGUGUGGACGUGGUAACCCUAUCGCUGCCACUGUUACGUCGCAACAAUGGGCAUGACACAGCAACGGUACCAGCAGCAGCACCACCAGCAGCAGCAGCAGCAGCAGCAGCAGCAGCAGCAGCAGCAGCAGCAGCAGCAGCAGCAGCAGCAGCAGCAGCAGCAGCAGCAAAAGCAGCAGCAGCAGCAACAGCAGCAGCAACAACAGAUGCGGAAGCAGCAGCAUCUGCAGCAUCAGCUCCCCCUCCUCCGCUGAACCCCACAGCAUCACCUCUCUCCUCCAAGUCCACGCUCCCUGCUUCUGAGACGCCUCAAAAGCCUCUCAACUCUGCCUCCACAGCACCACCUCUCUCCAAGCCCACGCUCCCGCGCCCUGAGACGCCUCAAAAGCCUCUCAACUCCACCCCCACUGCACCGCCUCUCUCCAAGCCAUCGCUCCCGCGUCCUGCUACGCGCGUUCCGCGCUCAGGCGCGCAGUGGCUGUACCGCUGGAUGGUGGGGCGGGAGAAGCGCGCGGGGGGGAAGGGGAAGGGCGGGGAGGGGGAGAGGAAGGGCGGGGAGGGGGAGAGGAAGGGCGCAGGCGGGGAGGGGAAGGGCGCAAAGGGGGAGGGAAUGGAGGAGCGCGAGGAGAGGGGAGAGGGGAGGGAGGAGCGUGAGGAGAGGGGGGAGCGGAGGGAGGAGGAGGCGGAGGAGGAGGAGGGGAACAAGGAGAGGCAGCAGCAGCAGCAGCAGAAGCAGCAGGGGCAGCAGGGGCUGGAGCAGCAGGAGCAGCAGCAGCAGCAGGAGGAGGAGGAGCGGGAGUGGUUGGUGCCGGUGUGCAUUCAGUUCUUUGAGGUUGGGCCGUGCAAGGACCUGGUCAUAACAGUCUUAACACCACCUGAGCGCACUUCACGUAUUUCCGAACCAGCGGCCUGGCACCCUUCCGAGGCUAAGCCCGAGGCUCGGCAGCAACCCCAAGCCACAGCUUCUCCUGUCUCUGCCUCCGCUGCUUUUGCUCUUCCUCUCCCUCUCUCGCCUCCUGCUUCGUCCCAACUCGCUUCCUCCCCUGUCGCUCCCUCCCCCGUCGCUCCCUCCGCCCUCUCUUCCUUCGCUCCUGCCCUAGCCCCCCUCUCUGCGUCCCUCUGUGCCUCAGCCUCAGCCCCUAUUCCUGCCGCGUCUCCUCCUCUUACCCCCACCCUCACCCUUCCCCCUUCUCCUUCUCCUGCUCCUCCUCCUCCUUCUCCUCAGCCUCCCACCCCUCCUCCUGCUUCCCUCAUCCCGCGAUCCGCGUCACGGGAUGAGGCGCCUCAAAAGCAGACUUCUCCUGCCCUCACCCCGCGAUCCGCCUCACGGGACGAAACGCCUGUCGCUGAGGUGCCUCAACAGCAGACUUCUCCUUCUGCCGCCCUCAUCCCGCGAUCUGCCUCACGGGAUGAGGCGCCUCAAAAACAGACUCCUGCUGUCCUCUCCCCGGGAUCCGCCUCACGGGAUGAGGCGCCUGAAAACGGUCUCCUCACCCUCGCCCCGUCCACCCUCACCUCCUCUGAAUCCAGUUUUGAGACUUCUCAAAAGUCUCCUCAUCCCCCCACUCCUGCUGGUGCCCUCACCCCGCGAUCCGCCUCACGGGAUGAGGCACUUGAAAACAGCCUCUUCGCCCUCGCCCCGUCCACUCUCACCUCCUCGGAAUCCUACUCUGAACUACGCAAGGGCAAGCUAAGCACGUGGGACAAGCCGAGGGGGGCAUCGGAGACAUGGCUCCUGCAUGAUUUCAAGGAGAGGCCUGGCAACCAGUUCAAGUUCCGCAUGCUCUUUGAGCUCUCCUCCGACCCCAAGAUGCUUCUGAGCAAGGACGGCAGGCUCUUAGACUGCAACCAGGCGACAGUGAAGCGCAAGGAAGCGUCCUUGGAGAGAGCCAAGCAGGAGGCGGAGCGGGCAAGGCAGGCGGCAGAGCGGGCGAGUCUCUCAAAGACACAGUUCCUGGCGAACAUGAGCCACGAGAUCAGGACACCCAUGAACGGCGUGAUUGGAGUGGCAGAUCUUCUGCUGGAUACAGCCCUGAGCGAGGAGCAGCGCAUGCUGGCAGAGACCAUCCGCUCCUGCAGCGAGGGGCUGCUGCAGAUCCUGUCAGACAUCCUUGACCUGAGCAAGAUAGAGAGCGAUAAGAUGGAAUUAGAAGCCACACAGCUGGACGCAAGGCAGCACCUCAUGAGCUCUCUUGCUCUCUUCCGCACGGCCGUGCAAGACAAGGGGCUGCAGCUGAACGUGCGGGUCGCACCAGACGUGCCGCACGCGGUGACGACAGAUGCAGUGCGGUUGAGGCAGGUGCUGCUGAACCUGGUGUCAAACGCCCUCAAGUUCACCCAUCACGGCCGCAUCUCCGUCUCCCUCUCCCGCCUCCGCCCCUGCCCCGGCUGCUGCUGCUGCUCCCCCUCCUCCUCCUCCUCCUCCCCCGGCCUCCCUCACGCGUCUGCUGCUAGUCCUUCGCUUGCGGAGAACCAAGGCAGAGAGGGCUUGGCAGCAGCAGGCAUGGACGACGAAGGGAGAGUCAAGGAGGGGGAAAACACCGGCAAGGAGGAGGGGAACGGAGGAGAGGAGGGAGAGCAAGAAGCAGGCAAGGAGGGGGACUCAUCUAGGGUGGUGCUGCAGUAUACGGUUUCGGAUUCAGGCAUCGGCAUCUCGCAGGAGGGGCAGAGCCGCCUGUUCCAGGCCUUCACCCAGGCGGACAGCAGCACGUGCAGGAGAUUCGGAGGGACCGGGCUGGGGCUGGCUAUCUGCCGCGCAUUGGUGACUCUCAUGGGGGGGACUAUCGAGCUCACGAGCAAGGAGGGUGAGGGCUCAACUUUCUCGUUCACUGUGUGUGUGGGAACACUCAGAGACAGCCCCGGCCAAGCCUCCGCUGCUGCCGAGCCUGUCGAGUACGUUUGGAGCCGAACCUCUAGCAGUAGCAGCGGCCGCGGCAGCUAUGAUCGUAACAGCAGUGGCAGCAUUGUUGGCAGCAACAUUAUUAGCAGCCUCGGCAGUAGCCUCGGCACUGUGGAUGGGCAAAAGAGGCAACAUUAUAAGCGGUGUGGUGCAAAGAAAGGUGGCUCUAACGAGAGUGGUACAAAGGCUUUCCAAAAGGAGAGCUGCGAAGAGGCUCCUGAGUCGACUCAGAGGACUGAAGAGGAUAUGCUGAGAGGAGAUUCUAAUGAAGGUGCGAAGAGAGGAGAUUGUAAUGAAUGUACGAGGGGAGGGGAUUCGAAUGACGCUACUGCACCGUGCCAGCAGUGGCACGAGCGUGGAGCUCUGGAGAGACUGGAGGAGGACACAGGGAGAGAGGACGUGGAGGGUUGCAGAGCAGGGAUACCAAUACGGGAGGAGGAG